Lodderomyces margitis is the source of this 2163-nucleotide messenger RNA. RefSeq lists its product as uncharacterized. Lineage: Eukaryota; Fungi; Ascomycota; Pichiomycetes; Serinales; Debaryomycetaceae. The transcript has a single exon. The record is from RefSeq and is a predicted model, not a curated record. The coding region runs from base 1 to 2163 and encodes 720 amino acids.
AUGACCAGUUCUAAGCCAAAGAAGGAUAUCACAAUACAGUCUUCACAAUCUCAAGUGACUACAAGUGUAAAGAAAAAACUGUUAGACCAGGGGAAAUCGUCCACAGUGAGCAAUAAGUUGUCACAAUUUGAUACCAAUUCAACAUCCUCUAAGGCCAAAACAGGAACCCCUUUGGGAAAAGAACCCAACAGAACCAAGUCCUCCCUUGCUACAACUAGUGUAUCUCUACAUUCACAGUCUCAUGAAGUUGUUUACAAAAUUUUCACGUAUAUUGUCAUUAUACUUCCCACAUUGACAUCUAUAAUUUUCCCCAUCAACACGAAAAGUAUCCCCCAAAAUGAACAAAUUGGAAACUUUAUUAUUGAUUUGUUGACGGUUGUGUUGAUUAGUUGGAUAGUUAGGUUUACCCUCGAGUGGCCGUAUAAUUGGAUGAAGGAAUUGGAAACAACAAGGACAAAGCUACUUCAACAAUUGACUGAAGAUGAUUUUGCUAUUGAACACACCAACAAGGUUAUUAUGAUGGUUCGAAAGAUAAACACUUUUCAAAUAAUGGCAUUGGUUUGUUGUCUAGUUUCGUCACUUUUGAGUUCAGUUUUGCUUAUAUGGACCAGAAAAUAUACGAUAAUUGACCAAAAGCGUAAAAAAAUGGUGUUCAAUAAUGUCAAUAUCGCCUUGUUGCAGUUUUGGUCAAUUUUUAGGAUUAUCAUUACAUUUACUGAUUCAUUGCAAUAUUCAUCCUUGAAUAACAGCAACAGUCCUCUUUAUACUCAGAGCCCAAGUUUCCAAACGUGGUUUUCGGAUUUAAAGCAAUACUUCCUACCCAAUCUUACAAAUCAAAUCUUGUUGGACCACUUGCAAGUUCACAAUAAACAGUUUGAUCGGUUGAAGUUGGAUUUGAUAAAGUUGCAAAAGGAGUUGGAUAAGCGAGACCAGACUCAAGCACAAGCUCAACAAAAUGAGUACACACAGUAUCAAAAACUGCUGCUGCUGCUGCUGCUGAGGCAAAAAGAGUUACUGGCCCAUGGCAAGUUGCAACCGAAAAUCAAGCAGGCCCAGUCCCAACAUCCAUUACUCGUGCCACUGCACAAUAACACAUCAUCUGAACAACAAAUGGUAUACAUGGUGAAUAACUCCUUUCCGCCAUUUCCAUUGGGAGUACUGCCCCCAAAAUUAUCACCACUAUUUUCGCCAAUGCAAACUGAAUUUGAUUAUUCGCAAUUAACACCCACUCCAUCGCUACAGAAGCAUCAUUCUUUUUCGCAAACACCUUUAAAAACCAUAGUUGAGGAGGAGGAUUUAAUUUUUGAAUCUUUGGAACCACCAUCGUUUAAUAAAUUUGAAUCACAAGGUCGUCAGCUUUCCAGUAAGACUAUAUUGGAGCGCACUAGAUCUGUAUUGCAAGCUAUCAGGAACGAAAUUACUAUUCAUGAUUUAGUGAAUAAUCCAAAAUCGGUUAGAAAAGUGUUGGUUACUAAAUUGGCAUUUUUGAUGAAUGAAUACAAAUCUAGCGAUAAUGAAAUAUUAAAAGUGUUUUUUAUGGAGGUCAUUGAUAAAUAUUUGUUGGGAAUAUAUGUUCAAAUAAUGGACCACUUAGUGGACCUUAUUUAUCAUCCAUUUCACUACUUGUUGAACGCAAUAAUUUGGUCCAGUUUCAAAUUACCCCUUUACGUGGCUAAAUUAUAUUUCAAAAUGCUUUUAACUGUCCCUAUCUUGCUUGCCCAAUGGGUCAUGAUAAAACCGGUGAAGUUUGUGGCUUCACAAAUAAGUUCCAUGGUGAAGGCUAUAUUUUCUUUGGUUCUUUUUAUAUUUGCAACCGAAGAUGCACCAACACCUCAACCUGCUGAUGUUUUUGCUGCUACUGGCCCCAACCAUUUAGCGCCAUCUCCUCAAAAACCAACAAAUUUUAAACCAAUGUCUAGAUUAUACAAGACCCAACCUGAUCCUACUCAAUUUACAAUGAAACAAUUUCAUCUUUCUCCCGUAUUGUCCAAAGAUGAAUAUUUUACCAAGAAUUUUGAUCAAGAGACUAAAGCACAAGCAAAGUAUAAGAAUGCCCUGUUGAUCUCAAUUACGCCAAGUUCAUCAAAAUCGAGCAGUAUUAGUAAUGGGAAUAUACCUAGACAGAGUCUUAAACUAAAUAGUGCGGUCUUAUAUGAUGAUUAA